Dicentrarchus labrax (European seabass) is the source of this 8858-nucleotide messenger RNA. RefSeq names its product zinc finger protein 608 (gene znf608). Lineage: Eukaryota; Metazoa; Chordata; Actinopteri; Moronidae. Gene Ontology annotation, biological process: regulation of transcription by RNA polymerase II. The coding region runs from base 47 to 4705 and encodes 1552 amino acids. The transcript is spliced from 9 exons. The record is from RefSeq and is a predicted model, not a curated record. Gene Ontology annotation, cellular component: nucleus.
UGCUGAUUAUUGUGAAGAUCGACAAAGGACACAAGGAAACGAGGAGAUGAACCGUUUCCUGAGAGCUGGGGAGAAUGGAGGGCUGCUGACGGACUGCAGGGAGCUGUCACCCAACCACACCGCCUCCUCCUCCUCCUCCUCCUCCUCCACCUCUUCCUCCUCCUCCAUCUCCAUCACCUCCUCCUCUUCCUCCUCCUCCAGCGCCGCUGGCUCAGCCGACAGACACGCGGCCCUGCCCUCGCUCCAGACCCGGGGACCUGUCGGCGGUGGCAGCGGCGGGUCGGAGCCGAGGAGAUCCGCGCUUAAACGCAGCCGAGCCGGCCGGGAGGGACGAGAGGAACCGGAGGCGGCAGCGGCGGAUCACUCAGCGGCUGCCGUCGCGGUGCGCGGCGGCGGCGAGUUGUGCGUCGGGCAGCAGCAGCAGCAGCAGCAGCAGCGUCGGGAGGCUCAAGGACGCAGCGUCGGUGGAGACGGUCUGGAGAUGAUUUCCGCGGUCAGCAGAGACGCGGACGGCUGCAGCGGCAGCGGCAACAACAACAACGGUGUCUCCGAGGUGACCACGGCCUCUUCUGCGAGUUGCGCCAAAGGCAAGGAGGAGAGGAAGGGAAAAAACGUGAUCCGGGGCUGGAAGAGGGAGAGAGACAGGGAGAGGGACAGGGACGCCGCCGCUCCUCCUGCUCCUCCAGUCCGGACGAGGAAGGAGAAGCCCGGCGAUGGCUCGUCUCCUCCUCCUUCCGUCUUCCUCCCGUCGUCCACCCUGCCCGAGCAUCAUCUGUGCCGCGACGGCCCCGGACACUGCCACUGCGCCGCGCCGGACUCCAGGAUCAUGGGAGAUAAUAGCAACACGAACAACGUAAACAAUAACAAUAAUUGCGGGAGUAACGGCGGCAGCGCUGCCGGUAAAACCGCGCUGGAUUGUGGAGUUAAAAGCGGCGGCGGCGCUAUUGUUGUCAGGCGGCAGCAUGACGACACGCCGGCGGCCAAGAAACACAGAGGAGCCGAGAAGAUGGACCCCAUGUUCACAGUGCCAGCUCCCCCUGCUCCAGGCCACCCCGGGGGCCCUGGAUCCUCUCUGCCCUCUGCCCCCUCCUUCUCCCCUCCGGCCUUGCCCACCUCUAACCCCAAGCAGCUGGUGGUGAGGACGAGGUCUAUAGGCACCAACACCCAGGAUGGAGGCAUCUCAGGAGCACUGGAGGGCGACUCGGCCUGUCUGGGGCCCUGCCAGCCUGGGACAAGUGUCAAUCUGGAGGGCAUUGUCUGGCAUGAGACUGAGGAAGGUGUGCUGGUGGUGAAUGUGACGUGGAGGAAGAGAACCUACGUGGGAACUCUGUUAGACUGCACCAAACACGACUGGGCUCCUCCAAGGUUUUGUGAGUCUCCCUCCAGUGAUCCUGAGUUGCCAGGUGGGCGUGGUCGGGGUAAACGGAUGCGAAUGGCCAUGGCCGAGCGGCCCUGCGUUGAGCCGCCCCCUGCUGCCAAAGUCAGGGGUCUAUCACAGCACAGGAGCCGUGGAGGUGGUGUGGCUGGAACCACUGCACCCAUCCACAGCAAGGGACGGAGAGGAAGCCUGAACCUCAUCAACAGCAACUGCCGAACACCUCCUUCUUUUUUCACUGUGGAGGAGGUGAAACCUGCAAACAGCACCUCCUCUCUCUCCUCUGGGAAGCGAAAGAACAAACCGCCAGCUGACCUGGACCUCAGCCUGGUCUCCUCGGAUGACAUUAAAAACGGGAAUGGGAAGAGAAUCCGAGCCAAAUCCCGCAGCGCCCCAUCCACACCGCAGGGCAAAUCUGACCCCUCUUUCAUGGACCCUGGAGGAGGUUGUGCCUCCUCACCGCCUCCCCCACCAAUCCUCAUCGACUGCCCCCACCCCAACUGCACUAAACGCUACAAGCACAUCAAUGGCCUGCGCUACCACCAGACGCAUGCGCACCUGGAGGCGGAGGAGCAGAGGAAGCCUGAGCUGGAGCCCAUGAAGGAUGGGGAGAGUGAGGAACGACUGUCAGACUGUGAGGACACCAUCAGCAACAUGACAUAUGACCUCUCAGAGACAAACAACAGCACUAAUGCCAACAGCUCUUCUAAGAAACCUGCUCCUCUAUAUAAGGUAACCACCGUGGGAUCUCCUAAGAACAGAAGGCUACUCCUCAGCACUGACCACACCUCCACAGCCAACUCCAAGACCAGAAGAACCUCAUUGCUGAAAGAUGGGCUGAUUGAUGACCUUAGCAAUCUGCCCAUCAUCUCCAACAUGACUGUAGUUCUGGAGAAUUGCAUGGUACCAGACAGGAACUCCACGGUAGAGAUGCCCAAGCUGGAAGCAGAAGGUUUGAUUGACAAAAAGGGUGGUGCAUGUGACAAGGGCAAAAAGGCCAAUGGGAAGGUAGAGAAGUUGUCCAAGUCAAGGACCAACCGGCCAAUUGCUCCAGCCCCUGCUCCCCCUAAGCUUAUCGCCAUACCCAACACGGCAUAUCCGACUGGCACAGCAGAUACUGCCACCUCACAGCAGCCCUCACCUAUGGCAGCCGUAGGCCUCACCAGUAAAAACCUUCCCUUAAAACCCAUCAAACCAAAGCUGAGCAUUGUUGUGGAACCGAGCCUUGUCAAAGCCACCCUGGUUACCUGCAACAAAGAGACCAGGAAGAAAGAGAAACGGAGGCUGAAGGACAAACAUAACAAAGAUGCGUCAACCAGGACACCUAAUGGCGACAGUAGUGGAAUCAAAAUGGAAGAUGGUGGAGGUGGUUCUAAAUUGGGUGUCAAGGAAAUUUCUGGAAGCCUUCUGAAGGAGCACCUCAGUAAGCAGGAUGUUAUGAAUGGGCUCACAGAGAGCCAAGAGAGCAGGAUGGCCAGUAUCCGGGCUGAGGCUGACAAGGUCUACACCUUCACCGACAACGCCCCCAGUCCCUCUAUUGGUGGUUCAUCACGGCUUGACCCCAGUGGUACUUGCCUGGCAACAGCAGACAGCAAGAACAACAGCCCCGCCUACUCUGACAUCUCAGAUGCCGGGGAUGAUGGGGGAUCUUCUGAAUGUCGCUCAGAUGGAAUCAGAUCCAAGUCUAGCUCCUCAACCUCUUCAGAGGUGAGCUCUAACAGUAACCAUGGUAACCCUGGUAAAACCCCACCCACAUCAUCUGCCCCAUCAUCAAAGGACCCCCAGUCCCCGUACUACCACAGCUACGAGCCCUACUACCUGCCGGGGUACAUGCAGUCGGACAGGCAAAACAGCAGCAGUGUUGCCUUCCACAAAAGCUCUGGCCUUGAUGGCAAAGGGAAAGACAGAAAGGAAGAAGUGAAAGAGGACGAUAAAAACUCCUGCCAUGAGUUCUCAGACUCAAAGAAAGGCGACGGACCACCUCAGUCUCAGCUCCAGCUGGCUAUGAGUCAGACCCAGACUGCAUUGGCCCAGUCGCUGUAUUACGGCCAGUACUCUAGAGGACUGUACAUGGACCAGAAACUGUUACUUGCCUCUAAAUGCUGUGACCAGACGCACAGUUCCAAGCAGAGGGGUGAGCGGGGACAAGGGGUGAGAGACAGUGAGGACGAUAAACACAUGGUUGGGGGUUCAGCUGGUGGACCCAUGCUAGGUAAAGGUCCAGAUGGUGCUAAAGGUUGCUGUCCCAAACCCAUCCUGUCCUACGUGGAGAUGAGUGAGAGGGGAGAAAGGGGACAGAGUCUGGGCGUAAAGGCGGUGCACGGUGGCAUGGUGGACCAGAACCAGGUCUCGAUGAAAGACUGUGAUGACAUCAAGUCACCGUCCUCUUCCUCUUCUUCAUCACUCCACAACCCAAACAGUCAGACAGAUCUGGACUCAAAUGUUUCCUUUUCCAGUCCCUCAGACGGCCCGGCCUGGGCUCACUGCCUGGUUCACAGCAAAUACUCAGAGCUACAGAGUCAACAUGGGGAGGAGGCCGAGGAGGGUGAAGCAGACAUGGGAAAAGAAUGGGGAACUACCAUGGAGCCUGCCGGGGCCAAGAUGACCUCAGGAGGAGGAGGUGGAGGAGAGAGAGGAGGAGGUGUUGGCGGAGAUGCUAAAAAAGCCAGGGUACAUGGAUCCCACGAUCUCCUGCCCUCCAUCGACAUUGAGGAGUCCGACAGGCUGGAGGGGCUAGAUGAUCAGGGCCAGGAACCAAUGGGAGGGCUGUCUGAAGACUCCCAGAGUGCCCGGGCGGCGGUUUCUCCUCCCAUGACCCCCCAGCAGCCCUACAUCCAGUACCAGCACUCCUCCUACCCACCUUACCUGGCAAUGUGUGAGAGCAGUGGGGGCUCCUACAGAGGGGUGUCCCCAACCCUGGUCCACAAUUACCCAGGUUUCCACUACCCUCUUUAUGGUAAGACGGCGGGCAGGGAGGAGUCAGAGGUGACUCCCCCCAGCAGAGGAGGAGUGGUGAGCAGCAAGCAGAGCAGCGAUUCAUCCUCAUCCUCAGCCAUGGAGCUUCUGCAGCAGCAGAGCCACCAGUACCACGGAAAAUCACCUGCUCCCGGCGAGAAGGGUUCCCCUGAGGGAGAGAAAGAGACGGAGCGAGAGAGGAACCAUGUGUCAUUCGCCCGACACCUCCACACACACCAUCACACUCACCUGGGUAUGAGCUACAACCUGAUGUCAGGACAGUACGACAUCUACCAAGGGCUGAGCUCCAGGUCGCUGGUCUCCAGUCAGCAGGUGUCAGGACACUCCUCUACAGACAGCGAAGGGAAGAAGUAGGACCAUGUGACCACGUCUCACAUGAGGAACGGCAGAUUUAUCAAACAUCAAUUCCAUGGUGUUGAAUAAGCUUCGCCUCGCUGAGAGGCAGAGAACACAAAUUUAAAAACCUCUUUCAUUUCUUACUAAUGACAACCAUCUGUUUUAUAACACGUCUUUGAGGGACAGAGGGACAGAAAGCAUGAUCGGGACCUUUUUGAAGGAGGAACUAUCUGUACAAAUCCAGAUCACUGACUUUUGAAGCUUUCAGUUUUGCAGGAUUUUGACAGAAGCAGGCGGCAUGUAUAAAACAAAACAACCCAGAGCGCCGUGCACUCAGCCCUGCCGCGGCUUUAUAAAAUGCACAUUUAUCGUAGUGUAUUAUGAUGAUGAUAUGACUGAAUGUACUGAUGAUGACUUACAUUAUCCCAAUAGUGUUGAUCGUUUUUUUAAACUCCUAUUGGGAAACAGCAUUAGGAAGCUAAAAAGUCUAUUAUUAUCCUUAUUAUUCUCAUUCUGAUUAUUGAAGUGGUCCUCCUCCCUCCAUAGUGCUGACGCUACAUUUGUAUUACUAACCUGUACUUGAGCGUAACCAUGUUGAUUGUAUUGUCUUUAUGUGAGAGUAAACCUUCACAUCGACCUGCCCAGUGCCAUGUAGGAACCCAGUGGUGUAUAUAUUCUGUACAGAUUCAUGGCAGAGCACUAACAUGCUUUAUCGUACUCUAUGUUGAUCUCCAUCAGCCAUGCAGGGGAGCAGUGAGCAGAGCGGGAAAACCAGCAGAAGCAGAACCACUCCUUCUUUGUUAGUUGACUUCAGCUUAUCUGCAACAGUUUGUCCCUUAGGCACAUGUUUCAGUGAUGUAAUUAAAGUUGCACAAAUGAUGUUGCACAUAUCCCAUUGGGUUAAAGCUUAGAGUAAGUGUGUCCUUUAGUGAAUAUUAGCCCCAGUUUGUGCCUCUUGUUGGUACAAAAGAGGGCAAAACAAUCUCACCAUGAGGUCUGUUCAGUAGCAGGUUUUUAAUCGUAUCACGCCAUCUCCCUCAGCAGACGGAGUUUGCCCAGUCGGCAAGGAAUUGUGGAUAUUAAAAUUUCCAUCUCUCUGAGCACUUUAAGGACUUCUUGUCCAUGUUUGCAUCAUAGUUGUCACCGAAAAUGUGUUCUCUGAAUCAACCUUGUGGUCCAACUACCAUUUCAUGGCAACUAGGUGAUAUGACUGAAAGCUCCAGAGCAGCUACUUAAAGGACCUUAUGGUGAGACAGUUUUGCCACAUGAAAACAAAGUUACCUAACAUUAAGUAGCUCAUUUUCAACUAACCAUUGAUCUUUUCCAACACUAACCAAGUAGUUUUAGUGCCUAAACCUAACCAAACGUUAGUGCUGACAGAUGAAAAUGGCCACAUGAAUCAACAGGGUAACAGUGUUGUCGUAUAUGGGUUGUAUUUAAAAGCUAUGUGAAACUACUAUUUUGCCAUUUAGUUUGGAGCACUUGUUGGACUUUUGCAUUGAUAAUUACAGUCAACACUACACUGUUGGAAUAUUCUUUGCCCCAAACAAAGAUGACGACUGAACUUGAAUAGGAACUAGCUUUCAUUUCCAGUUGCCAUCUUCAUUGAUUGAGCCAAUCCACCAAUCCAGUGUACACCAGAGGAAAUAUAGAAAAAAAGAGUGCAAGGAUUUGUCUUCAAAAUGUGCUAAGGGUCGGGGCGCCCGGUAAGCUCAGUGGGUAGAGCUGGCGACCCAUGUACUGAGGCUGAGUCCUUGCUGCAGCGGCCCAGGGUUCAAAUCCGACCUGCAGCCCUUUGUUGUGUGUCAUCCCCUCUCUCUCUGCCCCCCUUUCCUGUCUAUUUUCUGUCACUAUCAUAGAGGCAAUAAAAGUGCUAAAGGUUGAUCUGAGUUGUUGGGUUAUCACUACAAAACAGUGACUUCUUAUUAUUUGACUUGAAUACAGUCAUCAAUCAUCAGCAGAGAUUUUUAAUGUAAAAAUGUUUAAAUCAGAGGUACAACCUGGGGCCAGGUGAAUGAAUACUGGUGAUGGAUGCCAGUGAGUGUGUGCUGAAGGCAUGCUAUUCAGUUUGGACAUGAAAGACACAUGUACUAGCUAUACUUUUAUUCACAGCACCUAUGAAGGACAGUUCCAGUGUUUACAUGAGUGUUUGCUCAUUUUCUACAUCCAUUUCUUUAUUAUUACCUCAGCAGUUGGCACUAUGCUCAAAACUAAAUGAAAUUUGGUGUUUUGCUCAGGUACAAUCGUGAGUUUGUGACCAAAAAGUAGCUUCAUUGUUUGUCAGCCAAACUCCAAAUUUUCAUACUGGCCAUAGUUUUUUUGUUUUACCUCGCAGAGUGAGGCCAGUCUUUGUAUAUUUACGUCUUGUUUUUGGUAAUUUACAAUUGUGUAGAACCAUUUGCUUGCGGCGCCAUAUUCAACUGCAGUUUGAGAACAUGCUAAAUUCAGUUUAGUUUUGAGUAUAAUGUUACAGCUUCAAAUUGAUGCUUUCCUGUGUACUGGGAAGACAGUAUAAGACAGUGUUUCUUUCAGAAUAUUUAUUUUGAAUAAAACCAAGUUAACAGAGAACUAGAAAAUAUAAUUUAACGCCAUAAAAGCUGGAAGAUCAGCUACUGUAUAAUGAUAGAAAACAGCAACAGUGAUGCAGGAAUUCAUUAAAUCACACUGGAAUUGUCCAUUAAAUAAAAUGUCCACAUUUAUACUACCAAUGAUCCCACAAUCCUUUGCUCUGCCCCUGCUCCCAUGCCACCUACAAGCUAACUAGCUCACUGCAGAGCCUCUGAUAGACAGAAUUGUCAGGUUUUACCAUUGGUGCCAAACCACUGCCACAUCACUAGAACAAAGUAGUGUUAGCAACAAGAAUUGGACUGAUUAUUCUUCAUGGAUCCAGCAACCAGGCCUGCGACAUUUAGACCAAUGUUGGGCUUCUGGCUGCCUGUGAUUGGCUUGUGGUUGAUGUCUUUCCAAUUUUGUCUAUUUGUCCCACUGUAACUCUGUGGCUCCUCCAUCUGGCAUUAACAUUGCUACUUGUAGUACCCAGCUGAUAUUUGCUCACAACACAACAUGUUCAACACACACAUGCCAAAUUCAUAUACUGCCAGUCUAAUGGGGGAACUCAUUUCUUUCAACUAACAUAAAUAGCACUGAAGGCAUUUUUGUGGGAAUUACAGUCACCCUGCUCACUUGUUAGGAUCAUUUAGCAAAGCAGUAGUUUUAGGCUGUGUCUGAAAUAUAAUGGACACGCAACAGUGAGCAGCAAAUUCAGAUUUCAUCAUUUUGUGUCAUCAUUGACAGCUAUUGAGUCACACAACUGUAAUUUCUGCAUUUAUAUAUUGUGGUGCAUUGCAUUGUGGGAGUGAUAGCAGCAAAAUGAACAACAACUGUACAAAGUAGUGUCCCUGGCAUGAACACUACUAGUGCUUUCAAGUUGUACAUACAGACCAUAAUUAUGAGCAGCCCAAUAGAAAAACCAUUCUUGUUAGCCUGCUAGAGAUAUCAGGAAUUUCCUGUGAUAUCUUCUUCUUGGCUAAAGGCAUUAGAGCAGUAUCAACAAAACGGCGUGGCUGUAAACAUCCAAAUAAAAUUGAAGAUUUGAAGAUUAAAACUGAUGCAAUUGAUUUAGCUAAUUAAAUUGAGCCUGAUUAAAAACAAACUGCUACAAAUAUGUGACACAAUUUAGGUUUGAUUUUAUUUGUAUCAGUGUGAAAACAUGGCUCGUACUAGUACUGUAACAAUCUUGGGAUAAUGUGGGAACACUCCAAAGUCUAAAUAAUUUACCCUUUCCUCCCGUUCUGCCAACGCAGCAUAAUGCAAUGUUCACAUCAUGUGGGGUGGAAAGUAUUUACUUGCACAUUUGGAAAAUUCCCAAUCCCAGUGGCCCAACCUUGUCUAUCAGCAGCUCUGCCUCACACACAACACCUUACCUGCAUAGUAUCAGUGAUCAUUCUAUUACUUGAAUAUAGUGCUAUGAACUCUGUUUACAAAAUGCUGUCAUCUUUUGGGAGACACUUGUCUUAUAAAGGCUGCUUGGUAUGUUCAGUUCAUCUACCCGGUGUAUCCAGUUAAUAACACACUGAAAUCGUAUAAACAUGAAACCUGCUGUUGCUUUUUUAUACUGUAUAUGCCUUAAUUCAUAUGUUUGGCAAUCAUGAUUAAAGGAUGUUUAUAUAUA